CCGAUUUGACAGUCGCUAUAAUACAUUGAAUUAUGAAUACACUUUCUUACUCUUUUUCUUUUCUUCAUUUGGCGUCGAGUCUUCAACAGGCGAGUGUAACUCCUCUUUUUGCGCGUCUGUUGGUGACUCCGCAUUGUCAGACAUCUUGGGCACCACGACUGUCUUGCUUUACUCGGUAAACUCCCCCGGAUCACAACGAGGCGAUUCGCUUUCCACUUCCGGCUGCAAUUGGCUCAAAAUAACGUCAAUCAUUUUGAAGUCUGAUUCUAUUGGUUACUGAGUCUGGGGCGUGGCUUACAGUACACAAACCAGUCUGCACUCUGCACUUGUGCUUUGAGCUGUACACAAGCUAAGGUGGUGGUGUCACAUGAGGACAGUUUAACAGUGGAACUUUAAAGUGUCGUUUAGAGCCAAUCAAUAACAUGGCAGGCAUUGGUAGGCUUUCCACUAAGGAUGCUGUGCUCUUCCUGUGCGACAUGCAAGAAAAAUUCCGACCCAACAUCUUCCAAUUCACCAACAUCGUCAGCAACGCGGCUAGAUUGCUCCAGGCCAGCCGGGUUCUGGGUAUCCCUGCCAUCCUGACCGAGCAGUACCCCAAAGGUUUGGGCCCCACGGUGCCCGAGCUGGGGGCUGAGGGACUUACAGCUCACCCUAAAACAUCCUUCACGAUGAUGAUAGAGGAGGUGGAGAAGGAAAUGCAAGCUCUGGGGAACCCCAAGCAGGCCAUCUUGUGUGGCAUUGAAGCGCACGCUUGUAUUGCGUGUACGACAUUUGACUUACUGGAAAAGGGAAUCGAAGUCCACAUUGUGUCCGAUGCAGUUUCAUCGCGAAGUCAGACGGACCGCUUGUUUGCCUUGUCCCGCCUGAAGCAGAGCGGUGCCUUCCUCACCACCACCGAAGCCGUCCUGCUGCAGCUUGUCCAAGGUGCCAAGCACCCCAACUUCAAGGAGAUUCAGCAACUCAUGAUGCAGCCGUCCCCUGACACCGGCCUCCUCGCCUACUUCAGCGCGCUGUAAGAAUCGAAAAAGAACAUCCCGUCAUACUUGCAAAUUAUCUGGUAUUCCAAAGCCUUCUAGUACAUACUAAGUGCUUCAAUAAAAGGAUGCUGCAUUAUUAAUUGGA
Messenger RNA from Corythoichthys intestinalis (scribbled pipefish), 1122 nucleotides. RefSeq names its product isochorismatase domain containing 2 (gene isoc2). Bases 423 to 1016 code for a protein of 197 amino acids. NCBI's taxonomy places the organism in Eukaryota, Metazoa, Chordata, Actinopteri, Syngnathiformes, Syngnathidae. Gene Ontology annotation, cellular component: cytoplasm. The transcript has 7 exons. The record is from RefSeq and is a predicted model, not a curated record.